AUGGACAUUGCAUCCAAGACACUAACCCUACCACUGCUAAAGAAAAUGUCUUCUACCACCUUUCUCUUCUUCCUCCUUAUAAACAUAGCCAUGGCUGCUGCGGCGGCCACCACACUCCACACGGGAUUCUACUCAGAAGCUUGCCCGAAAGCCGAACUUAUUGUCAGGGAUGUCAUGAAGAAGGCCAUGAUUAGAGAACCCAGAAAUGGUGCCUCGGUCAUGCGCUUGCAAUUCCAUGAUUGUUUUGUAAAUGGAUGUGAUGCUUCUCUGUUGCUAGAUGACACACCAACCAUGCUAGGGGAAAAACUUUCCUUACCGAACAUAAAUUCACUAAGAUCAUAUGAAGUUGUGGAUGAAGCAAAGGAAGCUUUAGAGAAGGCCUGCCCAGGUGCUGUGUCUUGUGCAGAUAUCAUAAUCAUGGCUGCCAGAGAUGCUGUCGUUCUGAGUGGAGGACCCAACUGGGAAGUGAAGUUGGGAAGGGAAGAUAGCUUAACGGCCAAACAAGAGGAUGCAGACAAUAUCAUGCCAAGCCCAAGAGCAAACGCAACCUUCCUCGUUGAUCUCUUCAGUAAAUUCAAUCUCUCUGUUAAAGAUCUAGUAGCCCUUUCUGGGUCUCAUUCAAUCGGCCAAGGCCGGUGCUUUUCUAUCGUCUUCCGGCUAUAUAACCAGUCCGGUUCAGGCCGGCCAGACCCCGCCAUUGAACCCAAGUUCAGAGCAAAGCUAAAAAAACUUUGUCCAAUUGGUGGAGAUGGAAAUGUGACAGGAGACUUGGAUGCAACAACUGACGUAUUUGAUAACAAGUAUUUCAAGGACUUGGUGAAUGGUAGAGGAUUUCUCAAUUCUGAUCAAACACUCUUUACAUACUCGAAAACUAGAAAAUAUGUGAGGCUGUUUAGUGUAGCUCAAGGUGAAUUCUUCCAGGCCUUUGUUGAUGGGAUGAUUAGAAUGGGCGAUUUACAAUCGGGUCGGCCGGGGGAGAUUAGAAGAAACUGUAGGGUGGUCAAUAAGCCGGCCAGUGGACAAAGUGACUGGGACUUCAGGACAAGAGAAGUUGUAAUUAGAGCCAUUGGUAAAACAGAAGAAGAGAAUGGUCCAAAUGUCAUUGUAGAUGAUGGGUUACUAGUCGUAAAACUGAUCAGUAUUUGUGUACUUUUAGGUUGGAUUUUGAGAAGAGUUCAAAGGCUGUGGAGCUUUCUUGGAAACUUUAUCUUGAAAGCAUUGGAAACAACUUACAGAAACUAA
Molecule: messenger RNA, 1242 nt
Organism: Ilex paraguariensis (yerba mate)
Lineage: Eukaryota; Viridiplantae; Streptophyta; Magnoliopsida; Aquifoliales; Aquifoliaceae
Source: the annotation of a GenBank genome assembly